This is a messenger RNA of Porites lobata, 5197 nucleotides long. The record is from the annotation of a GenBank genome assembly. Lineage: Eukaryota; Metazoa; Cnidaria; Anthozoa; Scleractinia; Poritidae.
AUGCAAGAAGCAAACUACUCCACUCCCGUUCUUUUUGGUCCAACGCCGGAGGCGAUCGUAUCCGAGGCAGACCCGAGAAUGUCCGAAAACGACGCGCUCUCGACAAUUCCGUUGGCUGUCCUUAUUGUGUUCACAAUCUUUGGUAAUAUUUUGGUGUGUGCCGCGUUCUAUCUUUGCCGAGAUUUGAGGAAUGUCACAAACUACUUCGUGGUCUCCCUCGCUAUGGCUGACUUGUUGGUUGGAUUUGUGUGUAUGCCUUUUUGGUUUACUUAUCUCGUAAAGAAAUGGCCUCACCCUGACCAUGAUGUCGAGUUGUAUACGCUCUGGAUCUGCCUGGACAUCGUGAGCGGGACCUCCUCGAUCAUGAACCUCGUGGCAAUCAGCGUCGAUCGCUUUUACGCCAUCACAUCUCCGUUCAAAUAUCAUCUCAAACUAACCAAGAACCGCGCGAGAUUUUGUAUCGUAUUGGUGUGGCUGUACUCCAUCGUGGUAGCGAGUUUGCGUAUUUUGAGGCAUGGAGCGUGGUACCCGUAUUUUGUUGCUUGUGCUAGUUUUUUCCUACCUUUACCAGUUCUUGUGUAUUCCUACGCAAAAAUAUUUCGCGUCGCUCAUAAACAAGCGCUAAAAAUGCGUAAAAGCGGCUGCGGUCAAGCAAUGCACGAAUUAUCAGAAGUGGACCACGAUGAUAAAAACAGUGACGCUGUAGACCCAGAGAUUUUUGCAAAUGGACAAACGAGACCCUCCUACAGUAUGGUUCCCAGACAUUCCUCAAAUGCGAGCCGCCUUAUCUUCCACAAAGUGCGCCCGCGAUUGACCAGCCAGACUUCCAUGCGCCAAAUGCGUCGUGUACUGCACAGUGAUUUGAAAGCUGCGAAGACGCUUGCCAUAGUAAUGGGCGCUUUCAUCGCCUGCUGGUCUCCGUAUAUCAUAUCUUUGCUCAUCUUUGCAGUAACUUGCAAUUCGGGGUGUAUACCUCCAGAUGAGACCAUGGAAGUUGCGAAAGCUAUGAAGUGGCUGCAUUACUCUAAUUCAGCGGUGAAUCCCAUUAUCUACACGCUCCUCAACAGGCACUUCCGAGCAGCAUUCCGACGCAUUCUCUGUCGGUUCGUGUCGGCCCGAAGAUUGUCGUAUGUAAGUCGGGUUAUUUCACACACCGCAACCAGGAGCAGCAGCCGAAAUAGUGGAAACAAUCUUGGUGAUUUAACCAAAGCUCAUUCUAAGACGGAAAUGGAAAUACUUGUUUGCACUGAAGUAGUAACUACUGUGUAGUGCGUACGUUAGAGCAGUUUAAUUUUGCUUUUGUUAACCCUUUAAGCCCGAAGAGUGAUCAGCAGCAAAUUUCUCCUUGUAAUAUCAAUGCUUUGUAAAACAGAGUGGUCAUGAGAAUUACGCACAUGAUCACACAAGAUCAAUUUACUUGCUAUUUCAUCAACCUCUCCCCACUACUUCUGUAGGAAAUGAAUAGGGGCAACAAAUGAGAAUUCAAAUUUUGAUCUUAGGGUUUAAAGGGUUAAGCUCUGUAAAGAAAAGAGUAAAAUACAGCAGCAAAGUUUGCGCCAGUCACGAGUGGACUCGCCUAGGAGCCCAUAAUCUUCAUGAAGUCGUGUUACGGCGUUUUCACCGACCAUUUUUAGAACGAUUUUGGCGCGAAUCUAGAAUAGAAUCUAGAAUCUAAAUCCAGCAAGUCGGUCAAUAAAACUCUCAGACCUGAAAAUGGUACUUCUGACCUUUUUAUGAUGUUCAGUCUUCCUUUUUUAUAUAUCUUAUACCUCGAAUGCGCUCACAGGCGAAACGGAGCUUUCAUUUUCGUGAGGCAAAAGUGCUCCGAAAUGUAUAUAGAAAUAAACAGUCCGUGAAAACGCUGUGACGGAGGCCCAGUAUGUCAGUUGGUCGCUCCCGCUAAUGGGCUCCUGACGCACGCGAGUUUUCCCGCGCCAACUGACAUUGUUCUGCUCUUGGCACUUGUCUUAGGCGAUAUAUUGACAUUCUAUCAAGAACAUGGAAAAAUCAAUUACCGCCACAUAGUUGCUGCGAGGAUGCGGUGCUUUUUCGAAGGUGGCACUCAUUUGAAUUCUAUAGUACCACAAAGCAAACUUUAUGAAGUUUUAAUUGAGAUGUGUUCAACUUCAGGCGUUCCAUAUCAACUUAAUGUCAGUUUACUAUAUGUCUUAGUGUAUUGGUAACUACCAGGGGCGUAGCAAGGAUUUUUCAAAGGGGGGGUCACAGAGGCUACUCACCAGAUUGUCAUGUCGACCUCCACGCCGUGCAUGUUUUACUUAAUGUUACAGUUUUGGGAUGAGUAGUGAGAGUACAGUGGGCAGGACAAGCCUACAAAAUAGCUUCUAGCCAGCAGUUAAGUUCCACGAAAAAACUCUAUUCUAUUCUGACUGCUUAUCUGUCAAAAUAUCUUUUAGUACAAGGCGGCGUGGAUGACGAGUGGCAAAAAUGUUGAUGAUCUCAUCAAUGUCAAUGAUAUCUUUAUAUAUUCAAGCGCCGUUAACGAAAAUACUUUACAAAAAAACAAAUUUUAAAAAAGUGGGCUUUUCAACAAUGGCUUUUACGGCCAAGAUAUUGUCAUGGCGUUUUCGCCACCUGAAUAUUGUAGGUUGUUUGCUCAAAAGAAGGCCUACCAAGGGGGGGUCACGGCACCCCAGGACCCCUCCCACCCUAGCUACACCCCUGACUACUGUUAAGUACAGGCUCGAUUACCAGCCGCUGUUCGGGAAAAUGACCGGACCCGGGAGACGGCGGAAAUCGAACCUAUGUUAAGUAAGACUUAAGUACCAGGCUCGUUCAAUCCAUGCUUGUUUGGUAAAUUAGCGAUAAAAUCUUUGUUGCGACAAAAUAACUUUGGCCUACGGGAGGUAGAACGCCCUAUGAAGUCUAUAUGAAACAUCAUUUAGUUCCUCUGCUAACCCUUACCACUAAAGACAGUAAACCUUGCUACAAACUUAUGCUACAUUAUUGUGCAGGGUGUACAUGUACGCGUCAUAAGGUGUGCGACACCCUUUGAGUCGAUGUUACUCUGACUUGAAGAAAGUGAGACGUAGCAGGGAGUUGCCAGGGAGUGACGUAAGGUUGCCAGAGAGUGAAAAUAGAGAUGUCAUCAUGUGUUCCAGAAGCGACUGAAAGCGAGUUUUCGAAAGGAAUUUUCUUCUCUCUAGCUACGAGUUGUUCUCAGUUAUUGUUUUUGUAUUGACUAGUAUUUUGUGUUCAUUAAACUGUACUAAUCUAAAUUAUGAAAACAGUUUAUUAUAGAUAUUGUCAUGCAACAGCAAGUAACUAGACAGCAACAAGUAAACCCCGGAAGUAAACGUUAUUUUCGAUAACAGCCUCGUCUCAACAAUUCUAAGAGAAGUUAAAGGGACUACUUCACGCUUUUUGCUUUUAUAAAAUGCUAAAACCUUUUUUCGUGUCAGUUGGCCUGCGAGCAAGCCCUCCGUGGCGCUCUGGUGACAAGGCGGGAAAAGGAAGGAGAGCUUGCAACUACGUCUCUGGAAUUUGAAUUCCGCCUCCAAUUCCCCUGUGGCUUCCCGUCGACUGAGCUGUCAGAUUUCCGCCAAACAGCGAGAAGCGGAAACGAACGCGAAUGUAAACAAAUAUUGAAAAACAUGUGAAAGCUCGCGCCAAGGGUAAUGACGUCAUCACUAAUGUAAUCUUCGCCAAUCAGCAUUUUGCAUCGACUUUUUUGACGCAGAUAUUCCAAUUUCAGAGACGUAGUCGCAAGCUCUCCUUCCUUUUCCCUCCCCGCCGCCAGAGCGCCCAGGAGAGCUUGCUCGUGCGCGCAGGCUACGUAUCAAUUGAAUUCCAGAAAUAAGGAUCUACUUUUGUUAUUUAAAACCAUAUUUAGACAUUUAAUUUGUUUCCUAUCGUCAGUGACAACGGAUUACAAGGAUAGAAAUGGACUGAAAUUUGAUGUGCCUGCAAAAAUCACCACUGAAAAACUAUUCAAGUUAGUGCCUCGUGAUGAAAUUUGUGGUAUCUCGCUCACAACUUUACAGGAGCAUUUUUUACAUGGGUGAAGGCACUUAGAAAUAAAUACGGCAUAGAAUUUACUUAAAACAGCAAUAUCCUUCUGACAUGUGACGUCAUCAGCCUGGCUCGGACCCCAUAACUCGUUCUCAGUCUCUCGGACAUUUCUACAAGGAAAAAUGCAGUUUUCCGAUGGCCAAAGCCGAACGAUUUUUUUGGAGGACAUGCUUGAACUUCAGGACUAUUAAAUACACAUACUGAAGGACCAAAAACUCUGAAAAACUGAACUUUUUCGUGUCAUAUGCACUUUAAUUAAGCUAGACAUUGUUAACUAUGAAAUAGACGAGUUUUUUGAACAACUCAUGUCUGACAAAUACAGUUCUUAAGUGGACUUAAACGCAAGUUAAUCUGGUUUAAACUCUGCUUGGGCACUUAAGCCCAACUGGUUACUUUCCUUUAAAGAGGCUUUUUCUAACCUUUCUCAGAGGAUGACAUCGUGGGCACUUCUUUCUCGUAGUUUCAAUGACAUUUUUUUACUUAACUGUGACGUACAUUCAUAUAAUACUCAAGUAAGAAUUCCUUCCGUUUGCCCUACUGCGGGACGAAUGUAAGGAAACUUUCACUUCGUUUUCAAGGGCCCAAAAUAUUUAAUUCCCUUAGCUCUGAAAUUCAGAAUGCCUCUUGUAUUGCUGUUUUCACUUGUAAACUAAAGCCGUCAUUUUUCUUGGUAUAAGCACACCUUACUUCUCUUAAUGCUUGUAAGUUAAGAUAAAAUAAAGGCUUUAUUUGAUGAGUGUUGACACUAAAUAGGCAGAGCUAAUAAACUUGUGGCCAUCUAUGUGUAAUUUUUCGUUUCUUUCGCUUUUUUUCUCGUAUUCUUGCAUUAUACUUGCACAUUCAGCCUUAUCUAUUUUCAUCCUAUUUAAUGAUUAUUUUCUAUGUUGUAAAGAAAUUGUAUGUGAUUAGUUAAAUUGUCUUGCCGAUGCCAGUAUUAUAUUCAUUAAUGAAGUUAUAUAUUUUUGAAAGUGGUCCUUUUUAUAAGCCCUAUUGGCUUCCUUGGGCCUCCCUUGCCUCGUUUGCAUUUUUACUUUAAAUGGCAGAGUUAUAACAAGAUAAAUAAAAUAAGACCGAACCAGUUGGAAACGUGUUCCAGUCGACUGCUCUCUAGUCGACCGAUGAUGAUGAUGAUGAUGAUGAUGAAAGAGUCUCGAUCUUGGAUUGGUAG